GUGGCGGUCAUUAUGAGCAGCAAAGAUGUAAUUAGAUGUCGGAUGCGGGAAGUCCUGAAACGUAUGACCCCUUCUGUACGGAUGGAAAAGUCGCAAUUCCUUUUGAAACAGUUUCUUAGUUUCCCUGAAUACCAAAACCUUCAGAAGUUUGCUGUCUACAUUAAUUUACCUGAAGAACCUGAUACAACGUUAAUUAUCGAGAAGGCACUUUUGGAUGGGAAGAGUGUAUUUGUUCCGCAAGUUAUGUUUAACGCUUCAGAAAACUAUCCCUGUAUGUACAUGAGAUCCCUUAAGUCUCUGAAAGAGAUUGAACUUUGGAAGCCUAAUAAAUGGGGAAUCAAAGAACCCGAUCCAAUCCCGAAUGAAGAGCUGUCAGAUAUCAUUACAAGUCAAGGCGGAUUGGACUUACUUAUUGUACCUGGAUUGGCCUUUACAAGCACUGGUCAUCGUCUUGGUCGCGGAGGAGGAUAUUACGACCGAUAUGUUGCAUGGUAUAUGAAGCAGUGUCAUUCAGGUGUCCUUCGCAGACCUUAUUUAACUGCAUUCGCUUUUUCUGAACAAAUAGUAGACUAUAUUCCUUCAGAACCUCAUGACAUAAAUAUCGACCAGCUAUUCGUCGCAUAACUGUGCUCUCAAAGAGACAUUUGAUUUUAUGUUCUUUAUUUGAUGUGUAAUUAUGACAGUUUACUUUCCAGAAAAGCCCUUUAAUGCGAGGAGAUAACACCAUAGGGUACCAAAAUAUAAUUUUACUGCACAAUGUUGAACUGUAAAUUUAAUCAGGUAAUUUCGAUAGAACACUGAUUGCUAUACUGAAAUAGGUUACUAUUGUAUCCACUCAUUUUCUAAGUAAAGGUUUACGAUUCA
Molecule: messenger RNA, 864 nt
Organism: Heterobilharzia americana
Lineage: Eukaryota; Metazoa; Platyhelminthes; Trematoda; Strigeidida; Schistosomatidae
Source: the annotation of a GenBank genome assembly